Gigantopelta aegis is the source of this 1035-nucleotide messenger RNA. RefSeq lists its product as uncharacterized. The transcript is spliced from 3 exons. Bases 1 to 1035 code for a protein of 344 amino acids. The record is from RefSeq and is a predicted model, not a curated record. NCBI's taxonomy places the organism in Eukaryota, Metazoa, Mollusca, Gastropoda, Neomphalida, Peltospiridae.
AUGUCCAAGAAUGUUGUACGGCAUGAAAUAUUUGAAUGGAGAAGUCUUCAAAACCCAAUAUGCUCUGCGUAUUUUAAUUCUUUCUUUCUUUCCUCUUGUUCUUCUUCCUCUUAUGUGUCUACCUCUUCUUCUUCUUUUUACUCUUCUUCACGUUCUUCUUCUUAUUAUUCAUCUUCUUCUUCGCCGUUUUCUACAUCUUCUUCUUCGUCUUCCUCUUCUUCUUCCUCUUCUUUUUCCUCUUCUACAUCUUCCUCGUAUUCGUCUUCUUCUUCUUCGUCAUCUUCUUCCUCUUCUUCUUUCCCAUUGUGUUUGUCCUCUUCUUCAUACUCUUCCUCUUCUUUUUCCCCAAUGUGUUUGUCCUCUUCUUCAUCUUCUUCUUCUCCAUUGUGUUUGUCCUCUUCUUCCUCGUCUUCUUCCCCAUUGUGUUUGUCCUCUUCUUCAUCUUCUUCUUCUCCAUUGUGUUUGUCCUCUUCUUCAUCUUCUUCUUCUCCAUUGUGUUUGUCCUCUUCUUCCUCUUCUUCUUCCCCAUUGUGUUUGUCCUCUUCUUCAUCUUCUUCUUCUCCAUUGUGUUUGUCCUCUUCUUCAUCUUCUUCUUCUCCAUUGUGUUGGUCCUCUUCUUCAUCUUCUUCUUCUCCAUUGUGUUGGUCCUCUUCUUCAUCUUCUUCUUCUCCAUUGUGUUUGUCCUCUUCUUCAUCUUCUUCUUCUCCAUUGUGUUGGUCCUCUUCUUCAUCUUCUUCUUCUCCAUUGUGUUGGUCCUCUUCUUCAUCUUCUUCCUUUUCUUCUUCCUGUUCCUCUUCUUCAUCCUCUUACUAUUAUUAUUCUUCUUCCUCUACGUCUUCAUUUUUCUUCUUCCUCUUCUACUUCUUCUUCUUCUUCUUCCUAUUCGUCUACCCCCUCUCCUUCCCCUUUUAUUCCUCCUCUUCUUCUUCUUCGUCGUCUUCUUUCGUCCUUUUCAUCGUCCUCAUCUUGAUUGUCUUCGUCUUCUUCUUCGUCUUCUUUAUCUUCUUCUACUUCUGUUCGUAUUCUUCUUCCUAG